Messenger RNA from Scedosporium apiospermum, 324 nucleotides. RefSeq lists its product as uncharacterized. The coding region runs from base 1 to 324 and encodes 107 amino acids. Gene Ontology annotation, biological process: protein insertion into ER membrane. Lineage: Eukaryota; Fungi; Ascomycota; Sordariomycetes; Microascales; Microascaceae. The transcript has 3 exons. Gene Ontology annotation, molecular function: protein folding chaperone. The record is from RefSeq and is a predicted model, not a curated record. Gene Ontology annotation, cellular component: endoplasmic reticulum membrane.
AUGACGAGCCUAAAGGACAUGCGAAGGGUAGACCUAGUCGUCCCCUAUCAGGAACCUCAACCCCGACCCGACGAGGUCGAGUUCUCCUCCACCCUCUCCUCCACUCUCCCCAUGGCGGCGAUGAUGACACGAAACCGAUUCAUCGGGUGGGCUUCUUUUGUCUUCAGCCUCCAGUCCUGGCUUGGCCAGAGCGAGCAGGCAAGGAGGAACGCCAGUAUGCCAGGCUACUUCUCUGCCGUCAUGGCCUUCCUUGCUCUCGUUAUUGUGUACCUACCCAUCUUCCUGCCUCCAAACAUUAAGCAGCAUAUGCCGCUUACUCCAUGA